AUGUCAAUAAACAGACAAUCAUUUAAUCAGCAAUCACCAGUUUCUCCCAUCAAAAAUCAAAUGAACUCUUCACCAACACCAGAUUCCAUUUUUAUGCAACAACCAACAGGGAAUCCAACAAAUAGAGUCGGUCAAAAUGGUGUUGCAACAAACGGUAUGAUGAAUGGAGGUGGAAUCAAUACAAACUUUGCAUCCAACUCAUCACUUCCUUCUACUUCUAGAUGGGCUGGAGUUCCAAAUCAACAACAGCAACAACAAUCACCACAAAAUAAUUAUCAAUAUGGAUUUUCACAACAACCGCAACAAACCAAUAAAUUAAACAAUAGUAAUAAUAGUAUUAGUUAUGGUCAACAAUCACCACAGCCACAAUUAAGAAGAUCAUCAGAGUUCAGUGGAUGGAAUUCUUAUAGUAAUAACAGCAAUAAAAUGAACUCUAUGAUGAAAGCACCAACAGGUGGUUCCAAUUCAUCAUCUUUAAGUAACAGUAGUAAUGGUUUAGGUUCAGGAGGUAGUAAAACCAAAUAUUCUAAAGAUGAACUUUUAAAUCUUUAUGACCCAAUGGCAAAAAUUCCAGAAAAUUUAAUUUCCCACACCCAUAUCCUCUCAGAAGAAGUUCAACAACCAAUUAACUUUAGCUUUGAUAAUAACCUUUCAAAAUCAAGGGACAGAGCCAGAAUGGGUGGUGUUGGUAAUAUGAUGAAUAGGGGUGUUAGAAAAGAUAUGUCACAUGAUAGAAUGAAGAAAUAUUCACCAUCAUCAUCCCAAUCAUGGAGAAAUAAGGAUGAUGAAAGAAAGGUUUGGUAUUAUUUAGAUCCACAAAAUUGUACACAGGGUCCAUUCAGCAGCAUUGAGAUGGACUCAUGGAACAAAGCUGGCUAUUUCACACCAGGUUUAAUGGUUAAAAGAGGCGAAAGUAACUUUGUAGAGUUAAAGAAGCUCUUAGUAGUUUAUCCAGAUUCACCAUUUAGUUCCAUUAGCGAUCUCAAGCCUUUUGAAAAGGAAGAUACCAGCAGCCACUCCACCGAAAACGAAGAUGAUGAUUUGUUACGUAGCGAACAUGAUUCUUUAGAGGAGGAAAUUGAAAAAAGAUUUGAAAAAGAUCUUUUGAAACCAACUUUAUUUGACGAUGUUAAGAAGAGUAAAGAUAAUUUUGUUCCACUCGAAUCACCAACUUCAUCAUCCCAACCUAUCUCCAGCCCAUACAUUGUUGACUCUGCCCCAAUUGAAAGAACUGGUUCUCCACCAUAUAGCUCAUCAGCAGCACCAGCAGCACCAGCAGCACCAUCUUUAUCAUCAUCAACCAAUACAACAGCACCAUUUGAAUCAUUAUCACAACAGCCACCACAACAACCACAACCACAAUCACAACAACAACAACAAAUGUGGCAACAACAACAACAACAACAAAUGUGGGAUUCUCAAUUACAAAAUAAUAAUAAUAAUAAUAGUAAUAAUAAUAAUAAUAAUAACAACAACAAUAACAUGGGUAUGGGUAACUCCAAUGAUCAAAUUUAUAAAUUCAUGUUAAUCCAACAACUCCAAAUGAUUCAACAAAAGGUUAUAAUGUAUCAACAAUACAUAAAUACACUUGCCCAUCAACAACAACAAAUUCAACAACAACCACAAACCCCACAAACUCAAAGCCAACUCCAACAUCUUCAGCAACAACAACAACAAACUGUCCAACAAUCUAUGGUUUUACAACAAAAAUAUAUGCAAAUCCAAUACCAAAUUCAACAACCUUUUUCACCAUUCCAAUAUCAACAACAACAACCAUUCCAAUCUCAACAAAUUUUACAACAUAUGUUCCAACAAUACCAACAAAGUCCAUUCCCACAAUUCCAAUACCAACAACAACAACCAUUCUCAUAUCCACAACAAGUUGAACAACAUUCUGAACAAGUUGUACAACAAACUAUUGAAUCAGUUGAGCAAAGUAUUAUUGAACAAGAACAAUUACAAACUCAACAAACAGAACAAGUCGUUAUUGAACAACAACAAGAGCAACAAGAACAUCAACAACAAGAACAAGAGAAACCACAAGAAAUUCAAUCACAAGAAAUUCCAUUACAAGAAAUUCAAAAUGAUGAGCCAUUAGCUGAAGAAAUCAUUGAACAAAAACCAACCGAAACCAUUAUUGCUUCCACUAGCAUAGCUUCCCAAGAAAUCACCGAUAAUGAAGUUGUUUGGGGUAAAACUUCUACCAUUGUUGAAAGCAAGAAUACCACUGCUCAAUUAAAAGUUCAACAAGAAGAGUUAAAAACUCCAGCUGAAAUUGAACAACAAAACUCUUUUGAAAGUAUUGAAAAAUCAACCAGUUCAUCUUCAUUAAUGGAAGCUCCAAUUUCGAUGGCCAACCCAUGGGCCCCUACCGAAACUGCCCCAAAAAAAAAAUCAUUGGCCGAAAUUCAAGCCGAAGAAAGAGAACAAAAAAAGAAAGAAAUGGAGGAAGCUAAAAUUCGUUCAAUUGAAAACAAUAAGACCCAACCAAACAAUGUUAUGAAAUGGGCAGGUGCAGGUGCUCCAACUUGGUCAGUUGAAACAGGUGUUAGAUCACUUUCACUCAAAGAUAUCCAAGAAGAAGAAAUCCGUGAAAAGAAAGAAUCACCAAUUGUUGAUAAUGCCUCAGAUUUUGAAAGAAAGAAACCAGUUUCACUUUCAGAUGUUAUGAGAGAGCAAGCCAAAGAAAAAGAAAAGAAACAACAAGAACAACAACAACAACAACAACCAUCACCACAAGAAAAACCAUUUAACCCAUGGACAGUUGACGAAAAGAAAUCAUAUUCUCCAGUUACUAUUGGUCUUUCAUCACAAGAUUCUAAAAACAACUCUAGCAAAGUAUCCAUCAGACCAUCCAAUAAUGAUGUUUGGAGUGAACAAAACACCAUCUCAUCAUCAUCCUCCACUAAACCAUCACUCUCUGUUAGAGGUAAUGCUCCAUCUCCAGUUUACACAUCAAAUCCAAAUGAUUUCCCAACCCUUAAUAUUCUUCCAAAUAAACCAACCACCAUUGUCAAAAAUAGUAACCCAGUAUCAAACAUCAAGAAAACCACUGUUACUGUACCAGGCCAAGCUAGACCAGAUUUUAUUAAAUGGUGCCACCAACAACUUAAAGCCUUAACCAAUAACGAUGUCACCGUUAUCACCGAACUUCUCUGUAGUCUUAAAACCGAAAGCGAAAUUCGUGAAUGUGCUAAAGAAUGUUUAGGCUACACUUCAGAUGUCGAUAACUUUAUUAAUGAUUAUCUUUUAGCUAGAAGCGACGAACCAGGCCUUACCUUUGAAUCAUCAUCACCAGUUAUUACUAUUCCAAUAAAAAAGCAACCAAAAUCUCAAACAGCCUCAACCACAGCCUCAAAACAAAAAAAGAAGAAAUAA
Molecule: messenger RNA, 3378 nt
Organism: Dictyostelium purpureum
Lineage: Eukaryota; Evosea; Eumycetozoa; Dictyosteliales; Dictyosteliaceae
Exons: 2
Coding region: 1-3378 (1125 amino acids)
Molecular function (GO): protein binding
Source: RefSeq, a predicted model, not a curated record